AAAUGGCCCAGAGUCCGUUAUGUGCAUUUCUCUCAGCAGAGGCGGGGGGCGACGGUGGAUAUGAAAAUGGCGGAAAGGGCGCGGGGUGCGUGUUAACGUGGAAGUUCCCUCAUAGCUUCCGCCGGUGGAGGGGGUGUCGAGCACGCCAGAGCGCGAUGUCGCGUGCUGCUUCAGCAUGUCACCGUGCGUCACGCGGGGUCGCGCAGAGCCCCACGCGCGUGUCCGGAAUGCGGCCUCACACGCCACGCGUGAUCAGUUGCUUGACUCGGUAUUGGGACCUCAUUAGC
Gryllus bimaculatus (two-spotted cricket) is the source of this 287-nucleotide messenger RNA. The record is from the annotation of a GenBank genome assembly. Lineage: Eukaryota; Metazoa; Arthropoda; Insecta; Orthoptera; Gryllidae.